Molecule: messenger RNA, 1759 nt
Organism: Chilo suppressalis (striped riceborer)
Lineage: Eukaryota; Metazoa; Arthropoda; Insecta; Lepidoptera; Crambidae
Source: the annotation of a GenBank genome assembly
UCCCGCGUCACAUGCGUUAUCAUUUUCAAACACUAUUCUACGCUACUAAAUUUCUCGUAUCAGUCUUAAUUAAUCAUGGUGACAGACUGUUCUUUGGGUAUAUUAAAAUAUUCGGCAACCAAAUAAUACCGGAAUAUAUCUGGAUCUGAGAAUGGUUCAAAUAUGAGUGAGCAAAAUGAAACUGGCAUGGCUUUCUUAAAAUCUUCUAACUCAUCGGAGUCCAGUGCACAAAGUGAUUCGACUAUUGUAACCCCAGGAGUGUACUAUCCUCGGCAAAAGAUCAUCAAUCAAAUCCGCCGUGACACAGCCAGACACAAAAGUGCUCGGGCUGUAUUGAGAAAUGGAGAAAUCAAUACGGAAAAGUUUCCAAAUCAAAAGCUCAGUUUCUUCUCCAGGUGGUUUGUGUCGAUGGUCGAAGCUAGGUGGAGAUGGACUCUGUUGAGCUUUUUCUUGGCUUUCACUGGUAAUUGGCUAUUUUUUGGUUUUACCUACUGGUGUAUAUCACUCUCGCACGGAGAUUUAAUUGAAGAGCAUCUCCCUCACAAUCAAAAUACGUCUGACUGGACUCCUUGUAUUGAAUAUAUUUACGACUUUACAUCAACUUUUUUAUUCAGUAUUGAAGUUCACACAACAGUAGCAUAUGGUAAAAGAUCAAUCACAUUACAGUGCCCCGAUGCAAUAUUUGCUAUGUGCCUGCAAUGCAUAUUGAGUUCUAUUUUUCAAGCCUUCAUGAUUGGAAUCCUAUUUGCUAAGCUAACUAGACCUAAAGCCAGAACUCAAACUAUACUAUUUAGUAAACAUGCUAUAAUAAGUUUAAGAGAUGAAAAGUUAUGCAUGGUAUUCAGAGUUGGUGAUAUUAGAAAAUCAAGAAUAUUAAACAUCAAAGCCAACAUGUAUGUUAUAAGAUUGCAAACAGAAUUGAAUUAUUUAGAUAACAAUGAUCAAAUUGCUCUCGACGCAGAUAUGGAUAGCUGUGAGUCUAGUUUCUUUUUAUGGCCUAUUUCUGUCAUCCAUACAAUAGAUCGAUCAAGUCCUUUGUACAAGAUAUCAGCAGCAGAUCUUCUUUGUGGAAAAAUAGAAAUUUUAGUUGUGUUUGAAGGUAUAAUAGAAUCAACUGGUCAACCGAUUCAGGCUAGAUCAAGUUAUUGUGAAAGUGACAUUCUUUGGGGGCAUAGAUACGUGCCAAUGGUUAACUAUGAUCCAAAAAAGGAAACGUAUGAUGUAGAUUUUUCAAAAUUAGGUGAAACGGAGCAAUUUGAUACCCCUUUGUGUUCAGCAUAUGAAUACGACCACUUUUUAUCAAAUGAACUUCAAGACCAAAAUUUCAAAAUAACGUAAAGAUGAUUGAGUAUUCUUAAAUAGGUAGCAAUGCUAUUGUUGUAGAUAUUAUAAUCUUCAUGGUGACAAAAAAAAUACAAACAAGUCUUUCCAAGUGAAGCAUAUUUUGCUAUUGUGUCUCAAGGUUUGACACGCUACAUGUGACGUUGAAGUGUAUAAAUGUGACUGAUUUUAUACGAAUUUAUAUUUUUGUAUUUCACAGUGAUAGCCUUAGAUGAAUUGCCAUCGCGUAAGAUAAACGAGGAUCAUGUAUGACUUAUGAUACAUUUUAUAUGCCUUGGAAAAGUAUAAGCUAGUCGGUACCUACGAUAAUAGAUAUAUGUAUAAAUAAGUAUGUUCCAAAGAUUUAUAAGAACCUACUUACAUAAGAUAUUUAUAAUUUGAUGCCUGCCAAAUAAAUUAAGAUAAAUAAUGAACUGCU